AUGCGGAUCUUAGGGGUGUCGGGGUUCCUAGCCCUGGGAUUGAGCGCAAAUGCAUUAGCAGAGAACUGGAACGACUGGACAUCACCAUGUACAACUUCUACGGCGAUGACUACAUCUUCUUCACGCACUGUCGACCCUAUCAGCCAAUCGGCCACCAAGACUUUUCACGUCGAAAAAGUCUCACCUGCGACGGCCACAGUCACAAAAACAGAAACCACAACUGUAUGGAAAGCGACCACGACCGUAUACCAUUCGACUAUCUUCAUUGGUCCCGGCUUCUGUGCCACGACUACUGUCACGGUUGAUGGCUCCGGGAGACCAUUCCCUCCUCUUAAUCCUGCCUCGACGCAGGCAGCGUCUCAAACAGGUUCAUAUGCAGUUGACCCCGUGGCGGGCUCACCAGCAACCUCCACUUUCGUUGUCGAUCCUGUGAACACCGACGCCGGUUCCCAAGGGCCAGUUACGCGCACCUAUACUAGCAUUGUCGAGACCACCAUUGGAACUGAUGGCGAAGUAUUCACCUGGACAGGAGAACCGCCCUCGUCCAUCGCCACACAAGCAGCACCGACCUACACGAACUUUCCCAACGGCUCCUGGCCGGAACCUGGCUCACCAGCUUCCAACGUUUCCGCCCCUAACGGCCCAAUCACGGGAGGAUCUCAAUGCAACACUGCAGCCGACCGAAGCGUAUGGUGCAACGGCCUGAGCAUCAACGACGACACGUCGGUCAAGGACGUUUCGACCGGCAAUACGUGCUCCUAUGAUUUUACCAUCACAAAUACAACAAUAGACUUUGACGGAAGCGGUCCCAAACUGGCAUUCGCAAUCAACGGUCAAGUCCCUGGACCUCUGAUCGAAUGUAACUGGGGCGACCUCCUCGUGGUGACGGUGCACAACCAACUUACCGCCAACUCGACGUCUAUCCACUGGCAUGGCCUCUGGCAACGCGGCACCAACGACCAAGAUGGUGUUCCGGGUAUCACCGAGUGUGGCCUGGCUCCCGGCACCUCGCGCACGUACACGAUGCAACUGAACCAAUAUGGCACCGGCUGGUACCACGCUCACACAAUGACCCAAUACGCUGAUGGGAUUCGGGGACCUAUGGUAAUCCACGGUCCUGCCACGUCAAACUACGACAUAGACAUGGGUACCGUCAUGAUUGACGAUACUUUCGCCGACACUGCGGCGCAACAGAACGAACGGAACAGUCACAUUGGACCAUCUGGAACCCAAAACUACCUCCUCAACGGCAAAAACACGAUGCCCGACUUGUCUGCUGGCCAACACGCGCUCUGGAAAGUCCAAUCUGGCAAGAAGCACCUCUUCCGACUCAUCAACUCUGCCGCACAAAAUGUAUGGUCCGUACACUUCGACGACCACACAAUGACCGUCAUUGCGAUCGACUAUGUGCCCAUCGUGCCCUACGAGACUGAGUGGCUCAACAUCGGCAUCGGCCAACGGUACGAUGUGAUCGUGGAAAUGAACCAGCCCAAAGCAGGCUACUUCCUCCGCGCCGUCACUCAGACUGGAUGCCCCAGCAGCUCCGUCAACACGGGGCUCGGCGCCGCCAACGGAAUCCUCUUGUACGACGACGUCGACCCGAUCCUGCCCACGUCCACGUAUGGCGACAAGACACUCGCCGACUUUGCCUCCUGCCUCGACGAGCCCAUCGCGUCUUUGGUCCCCUUUGUCAAGAAAUCCGCCGGCUCCUCCAGCGCCUUUGCAGCCUCGGUCUCGACUCUUCCCGCCGGCAACGUCGCCCGAAUUGCCGCGAGCGACGGAGGCAGCGUGUUCCGAUGGUACAUCAACAGCAACGCCAUUCACGUAAACUACAGCCAGCCCACGCUUGAGACGCUCUACGAGAACGGCUACGGCGUCGGCGGCAACGGCAGCAGUAGCAACACGAACGCCACCACUGCCACCACGAACGGCACUUCGUCUUCGGUCAGUCCGUCCGACCUGAUCUCCAACUCGAUCACCCUCACGGCCAAGAACACAUGGGUGUACUUUGUCAUCCAGAACCAGUUCUUCGCCGCGCACCCGAUGCACUUGCACGGCCACGACUUCUCGAUCCUGGGCCAGGGCUCGACCGCGUGGACGGCUGACCUCGCCUCGACGCUGAACUUUGACAACCCUCCCCGCCGCGACACCGCCAUGCUGAUCGGGUCCGAAGGCCCCACCAAGGCGUCCGGAUACACCGUCAUCGGAUUCGAAACCGACAACCCCGGGGCGUGGCUCAUGCACUGCCACAUCGUGUGGCACGUCGACGGCGGUCUCGCGCUGCAGUGGAUCGAGCGGCCCGACGACAUCAAGCCGUACGCCGCGUCCGACGAAUUCCAGAGCGAAUGCGACAGCCUGACCGACUGGCAGCGCUCGAACCCGCUGGGCAUCCCUUCGUCGUGGCAGUCCGGUCUGAGGAAGCGCGUGUACCUCGACGACGCCGCCGGCGGUGUGGUCCGUCGGCGAUCGGAAUCUUCGCCGCGCGACUUCCUGGCGUCCAGCUUUAGGCGGAGGAUAGGCGACGGCUUCAAACUUCGCCACGGACAUGGCGGUCUGUGA
Messenger RNA from Exophiala spinifera, 2559 nucleotides. RefSeq lists its product as uncharacterized. Lineage: Eukaryota; Fungi; Ascomycota; Eurotiomycetes; Chaetothyriales; Herpotrichiellaceae. Gene Ontology annotation, molecular function: oxidoreductase activity; copper ion binding. The record is from RefSeq and is a predicted model, not a curated record. Bases 1 to 2559 code for a protein of 852 amino acids. The transcript has 3 exons.